Molecule: messenger RNA, 1182 nt
Organism: Paramecium pentaurelia
Lineage: Eukaryota; Ciliophora; Oligohymenophorea; Peniculida; Parameciidae
Source: the annotation of a GenBank genome assembly
AAUGAGAGUAACACAACCUGUAGGUAUUGUAUAAAUGACAAAUAUUGCUAUCAUCAAAUAUCGUACAAGUAACAAUCAAAAAUUUGAAAUUGCUUGCUAUAAAAAUAAAGCUAUUAAUUGGAGAAAUGGAGUUGAAAAGGAUUUAAGGUAUAAUUCAUUAAUAAUAAUUUUAGUGAAGUUCUUUAAGUUUAUGAGGUAUUCACAAAUGCUACAAAGGGAGAUGUGGCAUCUGGAAAGGAAUUAUUAUACUGUUUCUAAACAAAUGAUAAAGAUUAAAUUAUUAAGACUAUUCUAGAAAAGGGAGACUUGUAGGUAGGAGAUAAAGAAAGAGAAGCCUAAUUAGAACAUUAUUAUAGAGAUAUUAUUAAAUUCAUACAGGAUAAAUGCAUCCAUGCUACAUCAGGUAGACCAUUAACACAAUAAUCAAUUGAAUAUGCUGUUUCAAAAGUAUAAUUUGUGGUGAAAACUGAUAAACCUGUUAAAUUAUAAGCUUUAUAAUGUAUAAAAAAACUUAAAGAGUGUUUUUACAUUAAAAGAGCUCCAAUGAAAGUAUCUAUCUCUUUUAUAGAUGAAUAAAUGGAUUUAGUGUAUUAGAUGUUAUAAGAAUUAGAACUUAAAGAUAUUGUUCAAUAGAAUAAUAAAUUUAUUGUUAUUAUUGAUCCUUAAUUAUUUAGAACAUUAUCUACAAAAGUUAAUGAUAAAUAAUUUAAAAGUACAUUAGAAGUCAUAGAAGCAGCAAUAAAAUAAUAAAUUGAAGGAAUUGAUAACUUAGCUUAAGUUGAAUUGGAGUAGAGACUAGAAAAAUUAUAAAUUUCAGAUUCAGAGGAUUCUGAUGAAGAAUAAAAUUAGAAAUAAAAACAGAAAGGACCUAAAAAAAACAAGUAAUAAAAAAAAUAACAACUUUAAUAAUAAUAAUAAAUGAAGAAACAAGUUGAAGAAGAAGAAUAAAAUUAAAUUAAAUAAAUAUAAUAAUAAUAAAAAAAAGAAAAUGCUAAAAGUGAUUUAACUAAAUAAUUUAAAUGUACAUAAUGUUUGAUCUCCUUUGAUACAAAUCAAGAAUUUAAAUAACAUUAUAAAACAGAUUGGCAUCUCAAUAAUACUAAAUUAAAAUAAAAUGGAAAGAUAUGUUUAUCAUAUGAGGAAUUUUUAGAUUAUUAGAUCUAAUAAGAAAUGACUAAGUGA